This is a messenger RNA of Suhomyces tanzawaensis NRRL Y-17324, 318 nucleotides long. RefSeq names its product ribosomal protein P1 (gene RPP1B). The record is from RefSeq and is a predicted model, not a curated record. Gene Ontology annotation, cellular component: cytosolic large ribosomal subunit; ribosome. The transcript has a single exon. Gene Ontology annotation, molecular function: structural constituent of ribosome; protein kinase activator activity; ribonucleoprotein complex binding. Lineage: Eukaryota; Fungi; Ascomycota; Pichiomycetes; Serinales; Debaryomycetaceae. Gene Ontology annotation, biological process: cytoplasmic translation; translational elongation. Bases 1 to 318 code for a protein of 105 amino acids.
AUGUCCACUGAAGCUUCUGUCUCCUACGCUGCUUUAAUCUUAGCUGACGCUGAACUCGAAAUCUCCGCCGACAACUUGUUGGCCAUCACCAAGGCUGCUGGUGCCUCCGUUGAAAACGUCUGGGCCGAUGUCUACGCCAAGGCUUUGGAAGGUAAGAACUUGAAGGAAUUGUUGUUCUCCUUCGCUGCCUCUGCUCCAGCCUCUGCUGCCCCAGCUGGUGGUGCUGCUGCCGCUGGUGACGCCCCAGCUGCCGAAGAAAAGGCUGAAGAAGAAAAGGAAGAAUCCGACGACGACAUGGGUUUCGGUUUAUUCGAUUAA